Molecule: messenger RNA, 10118 nt
Organism: Haemorhous mexicanus (house finch)
Lineage: Eukaryota; Metazoa; Chordata; Aves; Passeriformes; Fringillidae
Gene: ADCYAP1R1
Product: ADCYAP receptor type I
Exons: 18
Coding region: 388-1941 (517 amino acids)
Biological process (GO): cell surface receptor signaling pathway; adenylate cyclase-modulating G protein-coupled receptor signaling pathway
Cellular component (GO): plasma membrane; neuron projection
Molecular function (GO): peptide hormone binding; vasoactive intestinal polypeptide receptor activity; G protein-coupled peptide receptor activity
Source: RefSeq, a predicted model, not a curated record
AUCGCUUUCCCUUUGCUCAGGCACUCGGGGGAGGAGGUGUUUGCAUUUCUCCGCAGGACCAGCUCGCUUUGCAGAGCAUUGUCUGGCGAUGGCAAAUUCCUUCACGGCCAGAAGCUGGCCCAUCCCCUGAGCAAAGGCAGCCUGGACAUGACCGGCAGGCGAGGGAGGAGGAAUUUGGAUUCCCUUCGGAGGCGCCGACCCCUCCUGCGGCCGGGGGGAGCGCGGCCGCUCGGAGCCAGCGGGGCCGGACCGCUCCCCGCGGCCACUGUCCCCCCGCGGGGAUGCGGCAUCGCCAGCGCCGGGACGGAGCCCUGCUGCAAUGAGAUCUUGAUGUGAAGACCUCAAAAUAUCAGCAGAGCCUGUGCUUCAGCCCUAAUCUCGGUGUUAAUGAACAAAACUUGUGCAAAAUUUGGAGAGAAGAUGGCCAUCAACUGGAAGAUCUGCUUCUUCAGCCUCGUAUUGCUUCCUGUGGUUGCAGCAACCCAUUCCAACUGCAUCAUUAAAAAGGAGCAAGAGACUUGUCUGGAGAAGAUCCGGAGGGCGACGGCCCUGAACCCUCUCAAUGACUCUUCUCCAGGUUGUCCAGGAAUGUGGGACAAUAUCACAUGCUGGAAACCUGCAAGUGUGGGAGAAAUUGUCUUUGUCAAGUGUCCUGCACUCUUCAGAUUUAUCAUCUCUGAAGAUGGUUGGGAAGUGGAUAAUUUGGGGCAAACCCAUGCAGGUGAUUAUGACCUGCUGGAAAGCACAGCCCAGUCUCUCCUAGGGGACAUCAGCAGGAAUUGCACUGAGGAUGGCUGGUCUGAACCUUUCCCUCAUUAUUACGAUGCCUGCGGCUUCGAUGAGAACGAAACAGAGUCUGAUAACCAGGAUUACUACUAUCUCUCAGUGAAGGCUCUGUACACGGUGGGAUACAGCACUUCCCUGGUUUCCCUCACCACUGCCAUGGUCAUCCUGUGUCGCUUCAGGAAGCUUCACUGCACUCGGAAUUUCAUCCACAUGAACCUUUUUGUUUCAUUCAUCCUCCGUGCAAUAUCUGUGUUCAUCAAGGACGGGGUUCUCUAUGCUGAGCAGGAUGGAAACCACUGCUUCAUCUCCACGGUGGAAUGCAAAGCAGUGAUGGUGUUUUUUCACUACUGUGUCAUGUCCAACUACUUCUGGCUCUUCAUCGAGGGGCUGUACCUCUUCACUUUGUUGGUGGAGACCUUCUUCCCAGAGAGGAGAUAUUUCUACUGGUACACAAUCAUUGGCUGGGGUACCCCAACAAUUUGUGUCACUGUCUGGGCAGUGCUGAGGCUCCACUUCGAUGACACUGGCUGCUGGGACAUGAAUGACAACACUGCCUUGUGGUGGGUGAUCAAGGGUCCCGUGGUUGGGUCAAUCAUGAUAAACUUUGUGCUUUUUAUUGGCAUAAUUGUGAUACUUGUGCAGAAACUCCAGUCACCUGACAUCGGGGGCAAUGAAUCCAGCAUUUACUUCAGCUGCGUUCAGAAAUGCUACUGUAAGCCUAAGAGGGCUAACCAGCACUCUUGCAAGAUGUCAGAACUAUCAACCAUUACCCUGAGACUGGCUCGCUCCACCCUGCUGCUGAUCCCUUUGUUUGGAAUUCACUACACGGUGUUUGCCUUUUCUCCUGAGAAUGUCAGUAAGAGGGAGAGGCUGGUGUUUGAAUUGGGACUGGGAUCCUUCCAGGGUUUUGUUGUUGCUGUUCUCUACUGCUUCUUGAAUGGGGAGUUUCUCCCUAAAGGUGCAAUCAGAAAUAAAGAGAAAAUGGAGGAGCUGGAAAGUCAACCGGUAUUUUGCUGUGGAUUUCAAACAUCGCCAUCCUUCUCUAGCGAGCAGCGGAGUGAACGGGGGGACACAACUCUCCAUUCUGAGCAAGAGCAGCUCUCAGAUUCGGAUGUCCAGCAUAAAUGCAGAGAACCUGGCGACAUGAGCAGCUGAGGAGAGCAAGGCAACCAACGAGCAAACCAAAAACCAUCCCUUGAAAAAGAAAAAAAAUGAAAUAAUAGUUUUGGUGGUGGUGCAGGUCUCGCUUCUUUCCCUUUCCCUUUCCCUUUCCCUUUCCCUUUCCCUUUCCCUUUCCCUUUCCCUUUCCCUUUCCCUUUCCCUUUCCCUUUCCCUUUCCCUUUCCCUUUCCCUUUCCCUUUCCCUUUCCCUUUCCCUUUCCCUUUCCCUUUCCCUUUCCCUUUCCCUUCCCUUUCCUUUCAUCUCCCCUCCCCUCCCCUCCCCAGGGGUGAAAAAGCAGAGGAAAAGUGUAAAUAUCUCUUUUUAACAGUCACUGUAAAUACCCAGCUGUACUCAAGGCCAUUAAUGGAGAAUGUUUAAAAGACAAACAAGAGGCCAAACCCACCCACUGAACUAUUCCCAUUUCAGAGCAUCUGCGAGUAAUCCGUGUCCGUCCAAAGUAACAAGUGAUUGCUGUGCCGUUGUGAUCCUUGGUUGCCAAACUGAUCCUACUCUGUGAAUGGAGUCAUUUUUCCACUUGGUUUCCAUUUUGGGUUGGAUUUGCCUAUUUUUGUUCUUCCCUAGUCCGACAUGUCUUAGCCUGUCCCUGUCUUUUGGCACGUGAGUUUCCGCAGUGUUUCUCUUUGGAGUCUUAGGAUGGAGCUGACGUGCUUGGGCUGAUCAAUCCAGCUUGAUUCAGGAGGAUCUCCAGAAAGUUGAGUUCAUGGCUGGAUUCAGACAUCCCCAAUGGAUUUAGAGGAACAGCGGUGCCAACAUGAAACUGCACAUCAGUGCAGGAACUUCAGGCAAGAGCAGUGGGAUCUGCUGUGCUUUCCAUACCCAGGGACACUCCCAGGAAUGCUUUCUGUUCUAGCCAAGCUGUGAAUUUUCUAAAAGGGCCAUGCAGUUGAGAUAUAGCUCUAUUUUUGGCAUCGAUUGAUAGAUUGAUCAUUUGGACUCUUUAUAACACAAAUAACUGUCCCUCCCCUCCCACCUUAAGAGCAAGAGGCAGUUCCAGGGUGGCCUUUCCCUCCAGAUGACCUUAAACCCUCUGCUCCAGUGGCCACACGUGGCAUUGGUGGCUUGGGGCAGUGCUGUCACACAGAGUGCUGUGCCUUUGCAACCUGGUUGACUUCUGAGUGCUGACUCUUCCCUACCAGAGCAAAGAGGCAUGAGAAGGACCUGGGGGGAUCACCCUGGAAAGAAACAAAAAUCACCUGCAUUUGGUGAGGAAAAAACCCAACUAAACUGAACUAGGAUGGCACAGAAGGAAAGGAUAAAGAAUUUGGAUGACUUCCCUCACCUUGCAGUUCUCUCUCUCUCUCUUGGGAUAUUCUGUUUGUUUCACCACCAAUGGUCUUACUGCUUUUCUUGGAGAGGAACUCGGAUGUUCUUUCAACCUUUGCCUUGUAGUUAAAGCCACGACUGCUACAGAUCUACUUCAACCCAAUGUCGAUGAUGUCAAUUCUUAAGAGUCUUUAUACAGCGCAAAAAAAAAGCCCCCAGAGCCAUCCUAGUGCUCCCUUCACCUUGGAUUUAUCAAUUUAUGAACUGAGAAAAAAAAAUAUAUAUAUAUCAAAUAUAUAUAUAUGUGCGUGUACGUGUAUGCAUAUAUUACAAACAAAGAUGAAAAUGGCAUUUUAAAUGUGAAGUUUUGAACUGAAACUAAUAGUAACCAGGAAAUUCAAAAUUCAGGCUUGUUCUUCGGUGUUAGUUGACAUGAUCAUAAACUAAAAACAGAAAAAAAAAGUGAAAUACUUGGAAUUUUAGUGUCAGCUGAGUGUGAGCUUUUAAUUUCACUGGUUUUUGUUAGUUUAAGUACAAAAGAAAAAAGAGUCUUGAUGUCAUUUUAAGCAGAGAUUUUUAAAGAUAAUCCUAGUUUACCUAUUUUUAAAAGGAGAAAAAAAGAAAGGUCUCAGAAAGUUGUGCAAGAAAUAUUAAUUAUAGUAAUACUUAACACUUACAUAAUCCUUUAUGGGACUAUUCUGCUCUUGGCUGGAGCCAUCUAAAUGAAUGUAAAUUUAAUUCAAAACAGACAGAAAUGUUGCUUGAGGUCAUAUUGGUACAGGAUCAUGCUCUUAAGAGAUAGGGACAGCCCUGUCAUGUGAAAUCUGCCGUGGCACAGAGGACCAGCAAAACUGCUUAAAUCCCUUCCAUUGCACUCCACGUUCAUAAAUGGGAUUUCUAUGAUCCAAACACCUUUUUUCCCCCAAGUAUACAGCACUGAUCUGCUGCUCUGAGAGCAGAAUUUUUUUCCCUCUUCCCAGCUCUCGGUAAAAGUCAAAGUGUUUUUAACUGAUAGAUUGGCUCUUUGUCUUUCUUCAGAUGUUUCUUAAAGCUAUUUUAGAAUGUUUUUCCAGGAAUCAGGUACUUUGCUGCCCAGACAGAGUUGGGGAAGGGCAGAUUUAUCAGGUAAAUUCAUAUUUGGCAAUUUUCUGUAGGAUGGGCUUUCACAAGGAUUAUAUUGCCAACACUGUAAAUGUAUUAUUUAAAAAAGAAAAAAAGGUGUUUUUUGCAUGAAUGGCUAUUUGCCAGUAUUCAACCAUUAACAAAUUAGAAUUGUGGAGAAAAAGAUGUCAAAUAACUGCCUCUAUCUGGAGACUUUUUCUUGUUUCAGCCCAGAGCAAGAAGGUGUUUGGAUUUUUUUUUUUUUUUUCAGUUGUUGAAAUUAUUCUGAGUUUACUUCUGGGUUUUGUUGUUUUCCUGGGCAUCCUAGAGUGAUCUGCAGUUUGAGUUGGUGGAUUUCAGUCCAGUGCCUUGUGGGAAAAUGUCCACAUCACCAAAACCACCCCCUGAGCCUGCCCAGUAGAGACCAGGUCCUCAGCUAAAUUAAAUCAGUACAGAAAACUGCUGUGAUUGUUAGAAUAAACUGCUUGACCUGGACUUGGGAUUUGGCCUCAGCACAUUGUUAUUACCAUUAAUUUCUGGUGGUCCCAGAUAGAGAGUCCGAGGAUGGAAAAGUUGUGAAAAGUUGGAUUUGCUCCUUCAAUCCUUGAGCCAAUGCUCAGGAGUUUGGAGAGCAGUGGAGGGAAAAUUUCUGCUGUUGCAGACAUUGUGUUUCUUGUUCAGUAGAAAAAUUGAAUCUGUUCACCAGCACUGAAUUUACCAGAAGAAAUGGGAUCUUCAACAGAUUAAUUAUAAAAUAUAUUAUACACAAACAAAAAAAAAAAAAAAAAGAAGAAAAACAAAACCUAUUUUGAUUUUAUUUCUCUGAAUAAAAGUGUCGAUGCAUUGGCAGAUUUGGCUUUUCCUGAGUUGCUGGAACUUUCCCAGUGUCCCUGGAAGGGACAGGUCACACUUGAGGUGGACACAGUUAUGGGAUCCAGACUCUGAUGCCAUGGCACCAGUGAGCUCUCCACAAAUCUCUCUGUUGAAUGUAAGCUGCAGGUGCUGGCCAGGCGUGGCCACCCCACAGUGGCUGUUUUUCCAUUUGUUUGAGGAGGGAAGAAUCCAACAGGCAGUUUGCUUCUCUGUGUGUGUAAAUAUCAACUGAGUGUAACAGUGCUUUGUUUGAUUUUUCACUGUGAAAUAUAUUUUGGAGCUAGAAAGGCUGUGUUAUUAAAAACAGUACAUCAUUAAAACAAGCAAACAAAAAAAAGUGUGCAGUGCUCCUUGAGCCAUUUUUUCUACCAUGUCCAUAAUGUAUUUCCUGUCUAAUUUUCUUAUUUUGCUUUUGUAAAUGUACAGAGAACUUUUUGUGCUGCAGGUUUUGUGACUAUUUACUGUAUCUAACCACUGUUUUGAUUAUUGAUUUGUCAGUGUGGAGUGCUGGUAUUGCAGGACAAUUCACAUCCCAAAAUGAAAACUACAACCUAAAUUGUAAAGGAUGAGGCUGUUUCAUUGCUGCAUGGUGAUGUCACCUCCUUUUACUGUCACUUUUAGUAUUUCUGGAACUCAGAGCCCAGGGAAAGAACCUUAAAUGCUUAGUUCUGGGAAGUUUUGUAACCGUAGAGGAAAACCAUUCAUGUUCCUCUGCAUUAUUUAAAUAUUUGCAUUUGAAAACCAAGUGUUAAAAUGGGGUGGUGGGAGAAGGGAUGAAGGUAGGUGAGUCCAGAGGAAAAUGCAGUUUGGAAGUGAAAUCCAGACACUUUAUUGGGUGUUUGGCUGCUCCCUUUCAGCAUCUGUCUCUCACUGCACCUUAAGGACAGUGCAAUUACAAGGCUAAAUAACAACCAGAAGUGGCCAUGAACUGAUCAUUUGAGUUUCCCUUGGCAAAGGUGACUCUUCCUGGACUCUCUGCAUCAUCAAUGGCAAGUGUGAGAUACCUUCCAUAAGGGAAUGAAGUUCACAGAAUCAACAACCAAGGCUGGAGGUGACCUUCAAUGACAAACUUGGUCCAACAUUUCAUGAGACAGGGAGCCAGGAUGAGUUUAUCCCACAUCCUGUCCAGUCACCUCUUGAAAACCUCCCCUGACAGGGACCACACCACCCCUCUGGGGAGGUUCUUCCCAUGAAGAGCUGUUCUCACUCUAAAAACAAUUUCUUUCUUUCAAGAUGAUCCCUCUCCUGGUGCAGCUUGUCACCCUUGUAUUCUCCAUGUGGAUCCUUGUGGAAAAGAGAACCUUCACCCUCUUUCUGACCACUCUUUAUGAUGAGGUGGCCACUGAGGCUUCUUUUCUCCAGGGAAAAAUUCCUUCAACUCUUCUUCACUGCCCCCCUUGUCCAUCCCUCUGAUUAUCUUCAUGGUCCUCUUUGUGACCUUCUCCAGUCUGGCCACUUUUUUCUUGCAUUUUGAGGACCAGAAUGGGACACAAGAGAGAGUUUCUUGCACUCAUGCUAAAAACCUGGCUGUGAGACUCUGAUCCUCCUCAGCAGUGACAGAAGGAUUAGUUGCCAUAAUUUGCCUUGCCCAUGUAUUAUAAAAUUGUUUAUUUUCAUAAGAUUUUUAGGUCAAUAGUGAAUUAAAUUCUGCUUCUGAAUAGAAGGAUUGAUCCAGUGGUUGCAUAUGAAGGGACCUCUGGUCAGCUCAAAAAUUCAGGGUUUUUUUCAAAAGUCCCACAGACAAAAGAAACCAGUAAUUAAAAACAGGCAAAGCUAAAAUGAUCAAGAACAAAACAUAUUCACUCAAUAUGAAGGAAGCUCUUCAACUGCCAUUAUUUUCAUAAUAUUUUACUCCCAUUCCUAAACUGAUCACCUCUCCUUUUAAAAUUCAGCAUCUUUUUUUCACCUUCUCUUCCCACUGAAAAGUUACUGUAAAACAUUUUUAGCAGUUAAAAACUUUUAUCUGAACCUGGAGUUGAAAUAACUCCUGGCUCACUUAGAUUCCUUGUCACACUGAUCUUGCCUCCAGUUUCCUUCUCUUUUCCUGAGAUAUAAACAACAUUAUUUCAGAUGAAGUCUACAGUUUCUCUUUGAUCAUACAGCUGCAAGAUAAGACUAAAAAUAGUCAUGCUAUUAAGCUGCAUUUCUCUCAGCUCUAAUCCAAAUUUGGGCAGCAAAACCAGUGAAAAGAAUCAAAUACAGACAGACAUGGAACUUUUAAAAAUAGCAGGAAAAUUACCUGGAAGCAGGUAAUUUUAUUGUUCCUUUUUUAUUGUUCCUCUUUUAUUUCCUUUUCCAAGGGAGAAAAGGAAAUAAAAAAGGAACAAUAAAAAUGAAGAGAAAGAUUUCCAGUUCUUGAAAGUGUAUAAAUGAGAUUUGGAGGUUGAGCAAUUUUUGUUCAGCCAAACCUAAAAGGAAAAUAAUUCCAACAUUUUUGUUUUUUGGUUUUCAGUUAAAUCUUGCAAGGGAAGCUUUUCCAAUCAAAUGGAUGGGACACACAUUCAGUCAAAAUACUGCAGGAAAUCAGCAUUAAAAUAGGUUAAAAUACACUGAUUGUGUCAAUUUGGGAGGUUUCAGUGCUUUUGUCUGACAUUACUACUAAAUGUCUACUAAAUGUGGCCUGUGAACCAUACAAAUAUCCAACUUUACACUAUUUUUCCAGCUGAAUCCAGACAGAAAUUAGAUAUCAAAAUUUCAGAGUUAUAGCAAAAAAAAAAAAAAUUGUUCUUUAACAAACAGUAGCAACAAAAGAAAUGCAAACCCCAUGAAUUUAAUUGGCUUUAUUUGCCUUGGUAUUUGGACUUGGGUUUCAAGAGAGUUUCAGAAACAAUUGCCCAUGCCAGAAGUUUUCAGUCUGUGGAGGCUUCAGAGCCCAGAGAUGGUUCCUGAAGUGUCCAUGGAUGAUUAUUAAGGAAAUUAAGGAUGAUUAUUAAGGAAAUUGAAUUCAUUCUUUGUAUAGGAAUAGAUUCCUUAAGGCCAUUGAAGAGCUUUAAUCCUUUCUGUAUUUAUGCAAAGGCUCCCACAGAUCAAAAACCCAGAAAAUUCAAUAAAGUAAGAUUUUCCCCAUAAGAUUAUGUGAUUCCACAAUACCAGACCUUCUCUUUUGUUCUGAGAUCUUUCUCAGGUGGGCAAGGCUUCCAGAGCAAGGUGUGCUCAUAUUAUGAAUGUUGUUCUUCUGUGACCUCAGCAGAGCUGCCACAGCAUGGGGGGUCUAAAAGGUUGGUAAGAACAGGAUUGUGGACACCACAUGGGAUCCUGCCUGACAGGAUUAGUGUCUGCUGUAGCUCCUAAGUCAUAUCUGUGGAUAUCUAGGAAAUCACAGAGUGGCUUUCAGCCCAAAGUCAGACUUUACCAUCUCAGUUGAGGCAGUGCUCCUUGGGCUUUUUUUCUGCCACUGUGAAAAUGUACAAAAUGCAAAAAUACAACCAAAUAUCUGUUCUUAAGUAGUUUUCUUCCUUAGGGGUUGAAUGUCAAGGGCUGUAUUAGAUGUGCCUCUUUCAACAUCUGGCACAACUGGCAUGAGGUACUGUGGCUCAGAGCUAAACCUCUGGAAGAGAUCUUGAGCAGAAGGCUCAGGACACACCCACAUCACUUAGACACCAAAAGGGAAGAUUUCUUCCUUUAAUCUGGUUUCUCCACUUUGCCUUUUUGGUCACAAGAGAGAAAUGAGCAAUUUCAGAGGACAAGCAUCAAACAUUUUUGAUGUCUGCUCCAGGGUGAGAUGAUUCACACUUUGCAAGUGGCUGUUUCUCUCCUCCAGGACAUCUCCCUGACCAGAGUAGAGACAGAUGCUGACCCUGGGGAAGCCUCGAUAGAAAUGAAUUUUCCUGGGCAACUUUGCCCAGUCACUAUUGUUCUGUCUCAUGCAUGCUGAGAAAUUAUGGUCUUGAAAAGCUUUGAGCUGGCCCCUGUUGGGUAUUACCAACCAAAUUUGGGGGAGGUGCAUGCCUGGUAUGGAGUUAGGAGCUCUCAUGGAGAGUUUUCAGGAUGCUUUGUUCUCCCUGUCAGAUUGUGUCCACACAACCAGCACUUCUGUGUCCAGAAACAAACCAUAGUAACAGUGCACAUGUAGUAAAAAAAAAAAAAAAGAAAGGAAUUUACCCUCUGAUUUUUGCAGUCAGGCACAUGCAACCAGUUCAGAAUUGCAUUUAAGAACCAGGUAGGAGGAUCUGGAGGAUGCAGUAGCAGCUGAGGAUGCUCUGAUGUUGAUGAUGCUCCGUGUAUAUCUGUACUAAAGAGCUAAGUUCAGCUAAAUACACAUUGUACUUUGUGUAUGAAAACACACCAGCAGAGCUUGAACAAUGUUUUGAACCUCAUGGUCUUUCACCUUCUUAUGAUUCAAAUUGCAAUUUCCCAUUGGCUUUCUUUUGGGGAAUUCAUCCAUGUGAAGAAUUACUGUGUGAUAUGACACUGUGUGAUAUGACACUCUUCAGUGUCUGAAAUUACUUAGGCUUCUGCAUUUGCCUUUCCCAAUGGACUUUGUGCUUGCAGAGAAGUCUCAAGAGGCCUUUGUGUAUCAGUAUAAUCUGUAAAAAAAGCAAAUAUUUGGUGUGUUCAUUCUCUUUCCCUUCUACUUGUCAAUCUAGUGGCAAUGCAACCUGCUAUAGCUCUGAGAAGAACCAAGUCAUUGGAUGGAAAGCUGUAUUUUGGCUUUUGACUGUGUCAAGGUACAAAGUUACUGGCCUGUUUGGUCUAAUACUGACCUUUUUUGGUCAAAAUUGGUUUAACUGGUAAUGGGAUCUGGGGUUAUUCAGCUUUGUUAUGAGGUGGAAACACAGAUAUCAACUGCUGCUUUCUAACCUUUUUUGUGUUUUGAGAAAUUGUUUUUAACAUGUAUACUGCUGUAGAUGACACAAUAAAUGUAUUAUCAUUUUGUAAAAGUCUGUUCUGAUAUAAAAUUGCACCAAAGAGAA